Messenger RNA from Protobothrops mucrosquamatus (brown spotted pit viper), 518 nucleotides. It is a transcript of the gene MAFG, whose product is annotated as MAF bZIP transcription factor G. Gene Ontology annotation, molecular function: DNA-binding transcription factor activity, RNA polymerase II-specific; RNA polymerase II cis-regulatory region sequence-specific DNA binding. The record is from RefSeq and is a predicted model, not a curated record. Gene Ontology annotation, cellular component: nucleus. The transcript is spliced from 2 exons. Gene Ontology annotation, biological process: regulation of transcription by RNA polymerase II; regulation of epidermal cell differentiation. Lineage: Eukaryota; Metazoa; Chordata; Lepidosauria; Squamata; Viperidae. Bases 30 to 518 code for a protein of 162 amino acids.
CAGAAUCUGAUUGUGAAGGCUUGCGUGUUAUGACGACCCCCAACAAAGGAAACAAAGCCUUGAAGGUGAAGCGGGAGCCAGGGGAGAAUGGGACCAGCUUGACAGAUGAAGAGCUGGUGACCAUGUCUGUACGGGAGUUGAACCAGCAUCUGCGAGGCUUAUCUAAGGAAGAGAUAAUCCAACUCAAGCAACGCCGGCGGACCCUGAAGAACAGAGGCUAUGCUGCCAGCUGCCGGGUCAAGAGAGUAACACAGAAGGAAGAGUUGGAGAAACAGAAGGCAGAACUUCAGCAGGAAGUGGAGAAGCUGGCUUCAGAGAAUGCCAGCAUGAAAAUGGAACUUGAUGCCCUGCGUUCCAAGUACGAGGCACUGCAGAACUUCGCCCGGACCGUUGCCCGGAGCCCUGUCACCCCUGCCCGGGGCCCACUUGCUUCCAGCAUGGGGCCCCUUGUUCCUGGCAAAGUUGCCACCACCAGCGUUAUCACAAUAGUUAAAUCCAAAACGGACGCCCGGUCUUAG